CCAAAUUCCAGAAUCCCCAAAUCGAGAGGUUAAAGAAACUUCGAUUUUGAUCUUUCGAAGUGAUCGGCAAGAGGUGACGGUGGACGGUGACAGAACUGUCGGAGGUAGAGAUCAUCAACCACCGGUGACUACUACUGCAGCGGCGACAACAAAGAUGGCUAUCCCGAGGCUGAGUCUUCUUCCUAACAACGAGCACAAUUCUGAUAACUACGAAGAUCUGGAACUUGAAUUUAGCUCUUCCGUAUUAAGAUCCCUAGAGAGGUACUUACCGCCGGAAAUACUCACGGCGAAUAGAGAAGAGAAGGCCAAAUUCAUGUCAGACAUUUUGCACAAGUACAUUUCCCGCGAAGAAUGUGCCAAAGCUAUACGGUUCAAGAACUAUAGGGAGUGGAUAAUGUCCAAUUAUCAGCCACGUUUCAGGGAGUUGUAUAAACUUGAUCCCGAAUCGUUAUUGCUUCCGUGUUUCCGCAAGGCGGUCAGAGAAAACACCGAGGAAAGCUUCAGACGUAUAAUGUUUGAACCGUUUCCUGGUGUUUACGUCUUUAAAAUGUUUCAGCCUGACUUCUUUCAGAAAUUGCUUGUUGAGGUAGAGAAUAUGAGAAAGUGGCUUCAUGAGGCAAAAUUGAUGAUCAGGAAACCAAACAAUAAGAGUAAAUAUGGUGUUGUGCUUGACGACUUUGGCAUGGAUAUCAUGCUUAAGCCACUCGUGGAGGAUUUUAUCUUUCCUAUUUGCAAAGUAUUCUUCCCUCAAGUGUGUGGAACAAUGUUUGACACUCAACAUGGAUUCGUUAUUGAAAAUUGUGAAGAUAGGGAUGCUGAAUUAGGCUUUCAUGUGGAAAAUUCAGACAUUACAUUGAAUGUUUGUUUGAGUAAACAAAGUGAGGGAGGGGAAAUAUUAUUCACAGGCACACGAUGCAAUAAACAUUUGAAAGCAGGUCCAAAGCCAGAGGAAAUUUUUGAGUACUGUCAUGAACCGGGUCAAGCUAUACUUCACCUUGGCUGCCACAGCCAUGGUGCAAAAGCCGCCAUAACAUCUUGUAGUCGGGCCAAUAUGAUUCUUUGGUGCAUAAAGUAAGCAAUCAUGAAGCUUGCCUCAGGAUUUCAGAUCACAACUAAAACACCUUUUCUUCUGCAUUUCCAUUUGCAGCUCUUUGUUCAGAGAGAUGCAAACUUAUGACAACGAAUUCCGAGACUGGUGCGGUCAAUGCGCCCGUGAAAAGAAAGAAAAGAAAAGCCAGAGUCUUGCUUCCAAAAGAAAGGAGAUGAUUAGGAUAAUAGAGUGAAGCCGAAGCCCGCUGAAAAAAAUGAAGUCUAUGCUUUGAAUUUUGACUCUUUACUUGGAAAAUAACACUGAGUAUAUGUAGAAUCAUUUGAUGUAAAUAGGUCUUUGUGUCUUCGAAUUUCUUACAUUACUACUAUGUACAUGAAAGUUACCAGUUACAUGUUUAGGAUCGGCUAUAUGUUUACAGUUUACUCGCCGUAUCGAAGCAGUGUUCAGUGUCAGCUGAAAAAGAGUACAUAUAGCCGGUCCAUUCGGUUAGACUCAUGAAAACCGGUUUAGUAAUCAUAUGUUUACAGUGUCAGC
Molecule: messenger RNA, 1585 nt
Organism: Arabidopsis thaliana (thale cress)
Lineage: Eukaryota; Viridiplantae; Streptophyta; Magnoliopsida; Brassicales; Brassicaceae
Product: 2-oxoglutarate (2OG) and Fe(II)-dependent oxygenase superfamily protein
Exons: 8
Coding region: 155-1075 (306 amino acids)
Molecular function (GO): L-ascorbic acid binding; oxidoreductase activity, acting on paired donors, with incorporation or reduction of molecular oxygen; iron ion binding
Source: RefSeq, marked reviewed